AUGAAUUCUUUCGGCAACGCCUCCGUCGACAUUGACAUGGUGAGUCAGCGCGUUUUCGUUCGAAAAACCAAUAAUAAAGGGUCACGUUUGUUGGGAAAUAAUUCUGAAACAUUGUUCUGUCAUUUCUGAACACUUUUCCACACAAAAUGGGCGUCUCAAAGUCAAAAUUGCAAAUUUUCGCCACCGACUCUUCGCUGACAAUCGAUAAGGUGCCGGAUUUCGCAAGAAAUUUAAUUUUACAGUCGAUUUGUAACGAGAAACACUCUUAAGCUGAGAAUCGCUUAGAAAUUAGUUUAAAAAAUUCCCAAAAAAAAAUCUAUAAUUUCAAUUGCAGCUCGAACGCGAAAUGGCGGCCGAGCAGACGGCGAAUCUGUCUGGAAAUAUCGCCGGAAUGAGCGCGCCGAAGAAUUCGUCGUCGACGCGACGCGGUCCGAUGCAGGAAGUGGACCUCGACGCCGAGUUUGACACGUUGGAGGAGCCCGUUUGGGAUACUGUGGUGAGCUGGACACAUUUUGAAUUGUUUGGAAAUCCAGUCAUUUUCAUUGAUUUUCCUUUAAAGUUUUCAAUUUCAGAAGCGUGACGUCGUGACUGUGGGCGCCAAAUUCAGCCACGUCAUCCUGCCGCACGGCGACAAGCAGCAAUUGCUGCGCGAUUGGGAUCUCUGGGGUCCGCUUUUCAUUUGUGUCGGUCUUGCGCUGUGAGUUUUUGAUAUUUUCAUGGCUAACAAAUGUGAAAAUCUUCGAUUCUCACCCAAAAACGACGCUUUUUCAGUCUUUUGCAAUACAACGGCGGCACCGAAUCGGCGCCUCAAUUCACGCAGGUCUUCACAAUCACAUUCUUCGGAUCGGUCGUCGUCACGGCGAACAUCAAAUUGCUCGGGGGCAAUAUGUAUGGAUUCCAUCGAAAAAUUUAAUGAAGAGAUCAUUUUUCCAGUUCGUUUUUCCAAUCGCUGUGCGUCAUCGGCUAUUGUCUGCUUCCGCCGUUCGUCGCCGCCAUUCUCUGCUCGCUUUUCCUGCACGGAAUCGUUUUUUGGGCGCGACUUUUGAUCACCGCCGUCGGAUUCGUCUGGUCUACUUAUGGUACGACGGUUUUUUUUUUGCCGUUUUCUAGAAUUCUAAUGGUGCAGAAUUAUGCGAGUACCUCACGAAAAGUCGAUAUCCGGGUGUUAGCUUUUCUGGAAAAUUCAGAAAAAUUCGGGAAAUUUGAGACUUUGAACUUCACUUUAAAAAUAUGUCACUUUUUUAGUGCACGACACCUUUAAAUUUUCAGAAAAAAUUAUAAACUUUUGCCCGUGACAAAUGUUCAAAAUUUUCAGCGUCGAUGGGGUUCCUGGCAGGGUGCCAACCGGACAAGAAGCGCCUUCUCGUCAUCUACCCGGUGUUCCUCUUCUAUUUUGUCGUCAGCUGGAUGAUCAUUUCGCACUCUUGA
This is a messenger RNA of Caenorhabditis sp. 36 PRJEB53466, 1428 nucleotides long. The record is from the annotation of a GenBank genome assembly. Lineage: Eukaryota; Metazoa; Nematoda; Chromadorea; Rhabditida; Rhabditidae.